CUCCGGCGCGUGUGAGUUCGUCGGACUGGGGGAAGGGACAAGACGAACAGGAUUCCAUGUGUGCGGCUGUGACCUUAUGUGACUGUACGGCGCUCCGUGUAGGGGUGUGAUUGUCUCUCCCUGUGGUGGGUGUGUCAUUGCGACUGACCAUGCGCGGACCUCUGUUUACAGGUGUGGCUGGAUAUCCCUGUUGUAGGUGUGUGGUUCAGACUGUGCGGCUGUGUGUGUGUAAGGUGUGACUGUCCCCAUGGCGGGUCUGUGAGUGUGUGCGUUCAUUUUGUGUGAUACUGUGUGUAGGAGGCGGGGAGUGUACAGAAUCUGAUUAUGCGGCCAUGACUGUUAUCUGAGGAUUGUAUGUGUGUUUGUGGUUGCGGUUGUGUUAGCAACCUAAGCCUUUGUGAGGACGUGUGAGUGGGAACAUGUAACUUUUUGUGGCACCGUGUGUGCAGUUGGAGGGUGCCAGUAAUUGUUGCCAGAGUGGCAGUGUGUGUUGUCCCAGUAGUUGUGUGAGAUCAAGACAAGAUUUUGGUUUUGGACAGCAGAGAUUUCUUCCCUUCUGACAUGCUCAGACAGGAAUGCUGUGAACAGCCUAGACUCCAUCCCUUCUCUCCAUGGGUGGAAAACAGCCCCAAGGAGGACUGAUCCUCUCCUGCAAUACUGAAAGCCAUGGCCCAGGGAUCAGUGGUGUUCAGUGAUGUGUCUAUAGACUUCUCACAGGAGGAGUGGGAGUGCCUGGACCCUGGUCAGAGGGACUUGUACAGAGAUGUGAUGUUGGAGAACUAUAGCAAUCUGCUGUCAAUGGGACUUUACAUUCCUAAGCCUCAAGUUAUCUCCUUAUUGGAACAAGGAAAAGAGCCCUGGAUGGUUGGCAGAGAGCUGACAAGAGGCCUGUGUUCAGAUCUGGAAUCAAUGUGUGAAACCAAGUUACUGUCUCUGAAGAAGGAAGUUUAUGAAAUAGAAUCUUGCCAGAGGGAGAUAAUGGGGCUUACAAAGCAUGGCCUUGAGUACUCCAGUUUUAGAGACAUUUUGGAAUAUAGAAACCACUUUGAAAAACAACUGGGAUAUCAAAGUGGGCAUUUCAGCCAAGAAAUAUUCACUCAUGAAUACAUGCCCACAUUUAUUCAACAGACAUUCUUUACUCUACAGCAAAUAAUUAACAAUGAAGAGAAACCCUAUGAAUGUAAGAAAUGUGGAAAGGUCUUUAGUCAGAAUUCACAGUUUAUUCAACAUCAGAGAAUUCAUAUUGGUGAAAAAUCUUAUGAAUGUAAGGAGUGUGGGAAAUUCUUUAGCUGUGGCUCCCAUGUUACUCGACAUCUGAAAAUUCAUACUGGUGAAAAACCCUUUGAAUGUAAGGAAUGUGGCAAGGCUUUCAGUUGUAGCUCAUACCUUUCUCAGCAUCAGAGAAUUCAUACUGGUAAGAAGCCCUAUGAAUGUAAGGAAUGUGGGAAGGCCUUUAGCUAUUGCUCAAAUCUUAUUGACCAUCAGAGAAUUCACACUGGUGAAAAACCCUAUGAAUGUAAAGUAUGUGGGAAAGCCUUUACUAAGAGCUCACAACUUUUUCAACAUGUGAGAAUUCAUACAGGUGAGAAACCCUAUGAAUGUAAAGAAUGUGGCAAAGCUUUUACUCAGAGCUCAAAGCUUGUUCAGCAUCAGAGAAUUCAUACUGGUGAAAAACCCUAUGAGUGCAAGGAAUGUGGCAAAGCCUUUAGUAGUGGCUCGGCGCUUACUAAUCAUCAGAGAAUUCACACUGGGGAGAAACCCUAUGAUUGUAAGGAAUGUGGGAAAGCUUUUACUCAGAGCUCACAACUUCGUCAACAUCAGAGAAUUCAUGCUGGUGAGAAACCCUUUGAAUGUCUUGAAUGUGGGAAGGCCUUUACUCAGAACUCACAACUUUUUCAACAUCAGAGAAUACAUACAGAUGAAAAACCGUAUGAAUGUAGUGAAUGUGGAAAGGCCUUUAAUAAAUGUUCAAACCUUACGCGACAUCUGAGAAUUCAUACUGGUGAAAAGCCCUAUAACUGUAAGGAAUGCGGGAAGGCAUUUAGUAGUGGCUCAGAUCUCAUUCGUCACCAGGGAAUUCACACUGAUGAGUAACAAAAGUUAAAGCUCCUGUUACCUUCCUAAUAUUUUAAACAAAAAAAAUUCACAUUUGAUAGUUACGCUUUCACUAUUUUUUGUUUUUAAAUUUUAUUUUAUAUUUCUUUUUAAUUCAAAUGUUUUUCACUCUAAGUUAUGAAUUAAGAUUCUAAAUUGACAUUUACCCAUCCCCGUUCCCCAAUCUUGUACUAAGGGCAGUUCAAUAAUUCUUCUCUUGCCUAUUAUUUCAUUCUACCUUCUUGGUGAGACAUUAUAUUCUUGUUUAUGUUUGCUUGUAUUUUUUUCUUCUCUGAUCUAUGUAUUUGUGCUUACAUCAGUAUCACACUGUUUAAAAUUUGUGAUUUUGUAUUUUUUAAUUGUAGAAUUAUAACCUUGUUUUUGAAGUCA
This is a messenger RNA of Mirounga angustirostris (Northern elephant seal), 2484 nucleotides long. It is a transcript of the gene ZNF383, whose product is annotated as zinc finger protein 383. The record is from RefSeq and is a predicted model, not a curated record. Gene Ontology annotation, molecular function: RNA polymerase II cis-regulatory region sequence-specific DNA binding; DNA-binding transcription repressor activity, RNA polymerase II-specific. Bases 667 to 2094 code for a protein of 475 amino acids. Gene Ontology annotation, biological process: negative regulation of transcription by RNA polymerase II. Lineage: Eukaryota; Metazoa; Chordata; Mammalia; Carnivora; Phocidae. The transcript has 5 exons. Gene Ontology annotation, cellular component: nucleus.